Molecule: messenger RNA, 675 nt
Organism: Scomber scombrus (Atlantic mackerel)
Lineage: Eukaryota; Metazoa; Chordata; Actinopteri; Scombriformes; Scombridae
Product: C-reactive protein-like
Exons: 4
Coding region: 1-675 (224 amino acids)
Source: RefSeq, a predicted model, not a curated record
AUGGAGUUUUUGGUUUUCCUGAUGAUGGUAACAGCCUGUGCUGCCAGACCUCAAGAUCUGACUGGUAAAAUGUUUACCUUCCCACAAGAAACCAACACAGCUCAUGUAAGACUGACAACAUCAAGACAGGUUUUCAGUGCUAUAACCGUCUGCUACAGGUCCUUUACAGAUGUUGAAAGAGCCCACGCUUUUUUCUCUUUGGCUACUCCAACUACUAUCAAUGGAUUCAUGAUUCAAAAGGGUAGUGCAAGCAAUGUGGUUGAAUUCUUUAUCCAGAAUAGUUGGGUAACUAUUGGCGGCCAGGACUACAAGCUGAAUAUAUGGCACUCUAUCUGUUCAACAUGGGACUCUGCGUCUGGACUGGUACAGCUGUGGUUAGAUGGAAAACCAUCCAAUAGGAAAUUCAUUAGCUCUGGAUCAAACAUCAACGGACCCAUUAUAAUUGUUUUAGGACAGGACCAGGAUUCUUAUGGUGGAGGAUUUGACAGUAAGCAGUCGUUUGUUGGCAUGAUGUCUGAUGUCCACGUUUGGGACUACAUCAUUUCCCCCUGUGAGAUAAAGAAAUACAUGGAGGGUCCAAAUUUCACCUCAGGAAAUGUGCUCAACUGGAAGGCGCUGGAGUUCCAGACCAGAGGAAGAGUUUUGGUAGAAGAUAAAGAGAUAAUCUGUAAAUAA